Messenger RNA from Leptonychotes weddellii (Weddell seal), 2365 nucleotides. The record is from RefSeq and is a predicted model, not a curated record. Lineage: Eukaryota; Metazoa; Chordata; Mammalia; Carnivora; Phocidae.
AGUUCUGGAGCUUGGGCCCAGGAAGCGGUGGAGGGCACUGGGGCGUUGGCCCCAAGUCCCCAGCACUGAAGAGGACCUGGUGGGUUUGCUGUGGGUCCCAAGGGCAGCCAACCCCCUGCUGGGGAGAGUGUGGUGCAGGCCCGGGGGGUGAUGCUCUUGUGUCCAGCACCCAGGCCCUGCAGGCACAGCUCCCAGUUCCGACAGGCCUUGCGUGCUGACCACCCCGGCCUGGCCCCGGGGCAGGCAGGAGGUGAGUAGCAGACAGCAGGCCCAGGGCGGGGGAGCCGCCAAGCACCCGGGGGGCGGCACCCUGCAGCCACCCCGGCGACCCGCCUCCCUCCCAGCCGCCGAGCCCAGGAUGCGAGAAUGGCCAGCUCAUCUCUGCCCACCCUGGUGCCUCUGGGCCCUGAGAGCCUGCGCCCCUUCACCCGGGAGUCCCUGGCAGCCAUAGAGCGGCGGGUGCAGGAGGAGGAGGCCCGGCAGCAGCGGAACAAGCAGAUGGAGAUCGAGGAGUCUGAAAGAAAGCCACGCAGCGACCUGGAGGCCGGCAAGAACCUGCCCCUCAUCUACGGGGACCCCCCACCGGAGGUCAUCGGCAUCCCCCUGGAGGACCUGGACCCCUACUACAGCGACAAGAAGACCUUCAUCGUCCUUAACAAGGGCAAGGCCAUCUUCCGCUUCUCUGCUACGCCCGCCCUCUACAUGCUGAGCCCCUUCAGCAUCAUCAGACGCUGCGCCAUCAAAGUGCUCAUCCACUCGCUGUUCAGCAUGUUCAUCAUGAUCACCAUCCUGACCAACUGUGUGUUCAUGACCAUGAGCAACCCGCCUUCCUGGUCCAAGCACGUGGAGUACACAUUCACGGGGAUCUAUACCUUUGAGUCCCUCAUCAAGAUGCUGGCCCGGGGCUUCUGCAUUGACAACUUCACAUUCCUCCGGGACCCCUGGAACUGGCUGGACUUCAGCGUCAUCACCAUGGCGUACCUGACGGAGUUUGUGGACUUGGGCAACAUCUCAGCCCUGAGAACCUUCCGGGUGCUGCGGGCCCUGAAAACCAUCACGGUCAUCCCAGGGCUGAAGACGAUUGUGGGGGCCCUGAUCCAGUCCGUGAAAAAGCUGUCGGACGUGAUGAUCCUCACCGUCUUCUGCCUGAGUGUCUUUGCACUGGUGGGGCUGCAGCUCUUCAUGGGAAACCUGCGGCAGAAGUGCGUGCGCUGGCCCCCGCCCUUCAAUGACACCAACACCACGUGGUACGGCAACGACACGUGGAACGGCAACGACACGUGGAACGGCAACGACACGUGGAACGGCAACGACACGUGGAACAGCCAUGAGAGCUGGGCCAGCAACUCGACCUUUGACUGGGAUGCCUACAUCAGUGACGAAGGGAACUUCUAUUUCCUGGAGGGUGCCAAUGACGCCCUGCUCUGUGGGAACAGCAGCGAUGCUGGGCACUGCCCCGAGGGUUACGAGUGUAUCAAGGCUGGGCGGAACCCCAACUACGGCUACACCAGCUACGACACGUUCAGCUGGGCCUUCCUGGCCCUCUUCCGCCUCAUGACCCAGGACUACUGGGAGAACCUCUUCCAGCUGACCCUUCGAGCUGCUGGCAAGACCUACAUGAUCUUCUUCGUGGUCAUCAUUUUCCUGGGCUCCUUCUACCUCAUUAACCUGAUCCUGGCGGUAGUGGCCAUGGCGUAUGCAGAGCAGAAUGAGGCCACCCUGGCCGAGGAUCAGGAGAAAGAAGAAGAGUUUCAGCAGAUGCUGGAGAAAUUCAAAAAGCAGCAGGAGGAGCUGGGGAAGGCCAAGUCUGCCCAGGCUCUGGAAGGCGGGGAGGCAGAUGGGGACCCAGCCCACGGCAAAGACUGCAACGGCAGCCUAGACACAUCGCUGGGGGAGAAGGGGCCUCCCCGGCAGAGCUGCAGUGCAGACAGCGCUAUCUCAGACGCUAUGGAAGAGCUGGAAGAGGCCCACCAGAAGUGCCCACCGUGGUGGUACAAGUGUGCCCACAAAGUGCUCAUAUGGAACUGCUGCACCCCGUGGAUGAAGUUCAAGAGCAUCAUCCACCUGAUUGUCAUGGACCCCUUCGUGGACUUGGGCAUUACCAUCUGCAUUGUGCUCAACACCCUCUUCAUGGCCAUGGAGCAUUACCCCAUGACAGAGCACUUUGACAACGUGCUCACCGUGGGCAACCUGGUAGGGAGGGGACAGGAAGAGGUGUCACUCCCAGGCAGGACAGGAGAGAGAAGGGCCACAGGGCCCUAUGGGGCCAUCUGGGCUGUGCGGAAAUACGGGGCACUAUUGGGGGGCAUAUGGGGACAAGCUGGGCUUAUUCUCUCCCAGUAUAUGGGGGGCAGGAGUUGAGAUA